Molecule: messenger RNA, 3788 nt
Organism: Clarias gariepinus (North African catfish)
Lineage: Eukaryota; Metazoa; Chordata; Actinopteri; Siluriformes; Clariidae
Gene: niban2b
Product: niban apoptosis regulator 2b
Exons: 14
Coding region: 237-2783 (848 amino acids)
Source: RefSeq, a predicted model, not a curated record
UCUCGAAAACUACUACACUAUACUCCAACUCCUGGUCCUUGGGAAAGGCAGGGCCUCGAUAAACCCCGAUCAAUCAGAGUUGAGGGUGUGUCCCUCCCGUACACGCUUCAUGAUGAGCUUUCCUUCGGUCGGAGUCACUUCAGCUCGCUGGGUUGCUCAGUAAGCGACUGGCGCUUUUUUUUUGUCUUGGAACUCUGAGAAAGUUUGGUGAAACUGAAGCGACUGGAUCUAUCACUAUGGGGGAUUCGAUCUCAAGCCACCUGGAUGAGGGGAAAAAGGAGAUCAUUACAGCGAGGACCGCAGAAGUCCUGAGCGACUUCAAGAGUCUCUACGAGCAGCAGUACGCCGUGGCCCUUUUUAACAAGCUGCGCUAUGAUGUCGAGGGAGGGGGAGGACCUCAACCUCAGCUCCUGCAUCGUAAGGUGCCUCUCGAGAACAAGUCCAUCUUCUCAGGGAUGCUGCUGCAGUACAUCGAAGAAAACAAAAAAUGGCGCAAUCGUUUUCUCUUCGUCCCAGACUCGUACAAGAUCAGCUACUACGAAAACAAACAGGCCCAUGAUCGAGGCCUUAAUCCCAAAGGAAGCAUCAACUGUGCUGGAUACAAAGUGCUGAUCUCAAUGGAGAAGUACCUGGAACUCCUUGACACCAGCCUUCCUGAUGUAAAAGCCAAAAUGGGCAGCUCUCCCUUCCUGAAAUGUGCCACACAGUUCCCGGUCAUCCUGUGGCACCCGUACGCCCGGCAUCACUACUUCUGUGCGGCCACGGAGAAAGAGCAGGAGAAGUGGCACGCCGUGUUUCAGGACUGCAUCCGGCACACCAACAACGGCCUGUCAGAGGAAUGUAAAGUUCAGACGCCAGCGUUUACAGACGCAGUGCGACUUUAUCGUCAGACGAACGGCCAGUACGGCACCUGGGACAUGAUGUGUGGCAUUCCCUCCCAGAUCCUGGCUAACUUGGUGAUGGAGAAGCUGCUUCCUGAACUUAGAGACCUGAUUAGCCCACGCUUGAAGGGAAAGAUGCAGGAAAGACAGAAGACCUGGACUUUGAUCUCAGAUGCCGUGUACAGUCUGGUUCAGAUUCAGACCCAGACCGAAUACGAGGCCAUAGUGCAGAGCUGUGAGGAAGGACGUCCCCCUCUGGAGGCUUCCAUACGCACCGACAUGGACCAGAUCAUCACCUCGAAGGAGCAUGUGACCAGCAAAAUCCGGGCUCUGGUGCUGCCCAAGGCUGAGAAGCUCCUGAAGGUGAGCAUCGAGCCGUACAUCAGCUCCAUCCUGGAUGCCCUGAUGGAACCCACCAGCCGAGGCUUCUUUGAGGUGCGUGAUGUUUUCUUCAGGGAGCUGGUGGACAUGAGCAAGAACCUGCUAAACGGUGGAAACAAAGAGAAACUAGGAGAGCAUAUGGAGAAGGUCUCCAUGCUGGCGUACCAUCCGGUGAAAAUGCAGUGCUGCUACGAGAGGGUUGAGCAGCUGAGUCUGGAGGGUUUGCAGCAGCGCUUUGAUGUCACCAGUCCAUCCGUGUUCGUCCAGAGAGCCCAGAUUCUCAUGAGAGAGUUAAUGGAUGACGCUGUGUACACUUUCGAGCAGCUGCUCCACCAGAGUCUGGAGGGUCAUGAAGAGGAAAAUCUCAGCAAAACCAUUCAGAAGUGCCAAGACAGAGUUAUAAAGAAAUACGACUAUGACAGCAGCACUGUACGCAAGAGGUUCUUCAGAGAGGCUCUUCUGCAGAUCUUCAUCCCCUACAUGCUGAAACAGCUCUCUCCAUCCUGCUCUGCUGACCUUCCUCGUUUCCAAGAGCUGAUCUUUGAAGAUUUUUCCCGUUUCAUUCUUGUUGAGAACGUCUUUGAGGAGGUGGUGCUUCAGACGGUCAUGAAGGACAUCAUGAUGGCUGUAAAAGAGGCUGCCGUUCAGAGAAGACACAAUCUGUACAGGGACAGCAUUGUGCUGACUAACAGCGACCCCAACCUCCACCUUCUGGGUGACAACCCAUCCAUCGAUUGGGCAGGAGAGUUUGGAGAAAAGAACGAAGUGGACGGAGAGCCCAAGGGUGAAGGAGGAGAUACGGCAGCUCAAAAGAGGCGCAGGAUGAAACAGGUGGUCUCUAUGAUCCAGGUGGAUGGCACCAGCACAACCCUGCCCAAUGAGUCCUGUAUGGAGGUUCCCAGCGUUCACAACAUCCCUGAAGAGCAGGUUGAGGGAGACUCUGAUGUUCAGUCCUCUUCUGUAUCUGACAAGGCAGAGCCCAUCAUACAGGAAGUCAGCGGGUCGUCAAAGGAGACGGCACCUGAUUUACCCAACGGGACCGCGCCAAAUCUAGAUAAACAGGAAGCUACGCCAAAGUCUUCACAAGACUCAGAAAGCAACCUCGCCAUAGAGAGCGCUAUCCAGCAGAUCGAUGAUGCAGUCCAAGGAGAAGAUGCAGAGCAAAGUCAUGGCGGAAGCGCGCCGGUGAAAUCUGAAGAAACUUGCAGCACCAAAGAGGAAGCAAAUGUUGCACCAACGAUCACAGAAGAACCUACAAAAGUUCCAGAAACCAUCAGUGAAUCAAAGCAAGAAGAGCAUACUGAUGCUGCAGAUAAUUUAUCAGACUCUCGCUCGGAACCCCAGCAUCAGAACACCGACACAGACAGCGGCUUCCAGUCACCAGCCAACGAGACAGCCGAGGAGGACGAGCUGCAGGCUGCCGCAGUAACGACGGAGACGGAACAAGAGAAGCCCAAGGACUCUGAAAAGGGAGGCCAGGAUGCUGGAAAUGGAGCUGAGACACUGACAACGCAGUCAUAGAUAUCACUAAAUAAACAACUUUUUUUAAUUUUUUUUUUUUUAUGGAAAACGCUAGAAACACCAGCCCACUGCUUGCAGAAGUGAUAGCUUUACGAAUAAGGGCUUUUAGGGUGCUUGGUUUGUUUACACAUAAAACAUCUCUCGUACUUCCUUUGCAGUUGGGAGUUUGUUUAUGAUUCUUAAAAAAAAAAAAAAAUCACGUCUUACUUUUUUCACAUUUCACUUCUUUUUUUUUUUUUUUUUUGCACACAUUUGAAUAGCUGUCACUCAGAUGGGCUCGGUCAUAAUAACGUCAUAAAAUUGUCACAAAUUUCGUUGCUAAUUAUUGUGCUCUUGUUCCUCUGCAAAGUGCUAAGAAAUUGGAUGCUUUUGCCAAUAAGACUGCUUAUAUAACCGCUUAUAUAACUGACUUCAUGCCUUAUAAUAUUCUAAUUUGGUAUCAUAUGCAAUUUUAUUCUGCUUUUUUUUUAUAUAUAUAUAUAUAAAUACCCAAGUCUUACUUAGACCCAAACUGAAAACACUGAAUGAAUUUUAUUUGAUUUUUUGUAGUUCUUUUUAUAUAGUUUUAUUUCUGUUGGGCCUAACCUAUAACUUUUUUUUUUUUUUGUGUGUGUGAAUAUCAUGAUGUUUCUUUACUUUAAAAGGUUAUAAGAAUAAACAGUUACCGUUUUGCAUACUCAAACCGAACUCCAUUGAUAUUGAUUAUAAAAUGGACAGUAGCACAUGUUCAUGGUCCAGUCUGUGUUUCACUGAUGCUAAGUGAUAAUUUGGGGUUUGGUGUAAUUCGACAUUAUCUAUAGCGUAAAAGUGGAGGAAUAGAAACCUGCAAGUGUUACCUGGAGGCAUGUGUUUCAAACUGAAAUGACAAUCAAAAUGGUUAAAGGGCAAGUAUGUAAUUUUUGCAUCUACCUUUUGUUUAAUAUUUUUUUAUUUAUUAUCUGAUGCACUUCAUUGCCUUCUUUGUGUUUAACUGAAAAUGAUCAACAAUAAAACAAUUAGAUUUGA